AAGACUUUAAUUGAAAGUAUUCCCUUUCGUCAAGUGACAGCUGAAACGAAAAUGGUGUAAUAAUCUCCUGAUUGACAUUUUAAUGACCCGGUUACUGUAAAUAUUUACAAUUGCCAAGAGUCAAACUUCAACACUAUCGACAACAUUGAACGAAUCCGUGCAGCUUUUAAAAUGAAACAGGUAUAAAAAAGGCAUUAUUCAAGAAAAUUAAUUUUAUUAACGGUAUGAGAUGUAUAUUUAAAUCUCCGUAACUGUUUCUAGCGAGAAACCCAAAGAAAUAAACGAUGGAGUAUUUCUGUUAGUAUAAAACGCACCCAAAGCUCCUUUUGUUUACAUUCUUUCUGAACGCAGACGACGGUGUUGUUAUGGUCGAGGCUUUCGUGGACGGUGGAAGUUCACGAUACUGAAUACCAGGAAUUUAACCAGAAAAUUGUAAUACCGAGGGUAAAAUGAGAUAAUUUUUUCAAGUGUAAUCAAGGAACUCUUCGGUGUCGUUGUUGGUAUCAUUGUUUCUCUGAAUUUAUAAUUGAUUCGUGGAUGUACUAUCAUUAUUAAUGAAUGUGUCGUACUAGGUAGUCAACUUCGGUCAAAAAUCGAUCAAAAGUGACAGUUGUUGCUAAUCUGAGAUAUAUACUAGGCCAGGUAGUCUCCUCAACCUAGGACCUGACCCAGUCUUAGUUUUUAUCGUAUGGUCGUGUAUAUGCACACUUCGACUGUGAAUUACGUCUCCCCCAGAGUUCGUGAACGGAGCUAGCAUAGCUAGGUACCUAUCUACCCAAUGAAUUCAACUGCUCAAAGACUUUGGCCGAGUUACUUAAGCCAGGCCAGCUUGUUGCAAGAAUGGUAACACAAGCUGAUGUGGAAAGGAAAGAUGACACAAGAGGAAGAAGAUCUCGAAGAGCUAAGUAGCCUUGAAAUAAGAGAGGACCUUGGAGCAGAAGACAGUGAUGUUACACCCAUCAAUACACCACCAAUUUCACCACCAAUUUUAUAUGUCAAGAAGUAUCCACCAGUCAAGCCUCCUGAGGAUGAUGAAACACAAACGUUUCAAAGGUUUACAAAAAGAGAAGAUUAUGAUUGUAGAUCUGAGUCGUCCUUAUCAUGGGGAGAUGAUGAAUUUGAAGGAGAGGCAACAAAACAAGUUAGCAUUUUAUUUGAUCAAGUUGAUUAUCUCUUGUAUGGUGAAAAAAAAUCACUGCCUUCGUUGUUACCCUCACCUGAACCUCUGUCUCCUGAUGUAGUGGAGUCGCCACCUCAUAGCGAGGUCUUAAGCAGCCCUUUGAGUGACACCACACCAUUGGCUGUACCUAUUAAGGAUGAAGAUAACAUAAAAGAAAAUUCUGGAAACCCAGAUUCACCGUAUGGUGUUUCAAUAGAAGUAAAUGAUGAAGAUGACAACGAGUCAUCAGAAAACAUUUUCAGUUUUGGGACGUUCCUUGGGUCAAAUACUAACCCCAGCUAUGAUCAUAUGGUAGCGUCAGAACCUUCAGCAGACUUAAAGCAAGAAUGUCGUAACUGGGUGAACAGGUUCCCACACUUUAGGGCAAGAGGUCAUAGUGUAGAUCCAGUAAAAGUAAAAAAUCUGGAAGAGACACUGUUAAGUGACUGCUUGCCCCAGGAAGAGGAAGUUAUUGUACGUGAUGGUAAUUUUGAUAAUAUGCUGCCCUUAGUAGCUUAUACCAGUGCCUACCAAGUCAAGACUCCUCGGAAAGAUAACUUGAAGCAGUCUGCUCCAAGUAGUAGAGUGUGUAGUGGGUCCAAUGACCCAGAGGUUCUAAAGGAACAAGUGUUGAUUGCACUUUUUGAACAGCUGUGGGAAAAAGUAACCAAAAUUAUUGACCCAUUGCUCCAUCAGUAUGCCAAAUAUAUAAUUGAGCAAUCUGUGCAAUAUUUAUCUAUAUCAAGAGAACCUAGUACCCGUGGGUCAAGGCUUAGUGCUAAUACAUUACCUCAAUGUGUCAGUGGUGAAGUUAGAAAAAGUGAUAAGUUCCUUUCGCCAAUGAAUUCUGUUGACAAAUUGUUUAAUGGUACAAGAAAUUUGAUGUCAAGUCGACCUAUUUCUGGUAUUAGGAGACCUAGCAGUGCAGUGCAAAGAUUACCCAGUAGUGUAUCUAUACCAAAUAUCCAUCCUCAAGAAGAAUUGCAUGAACUGUUACAAGUUUCUACAAAACCCUUGCAAAAUGGUGAAAGCCGAACUCGUUCUUAUCCGCCAUCCACUACACAGACAAGAGAGUGUUCUGCAUCAUCUCGAAUGUCUCAGUUAUCCCUCCCUUUAGUGAAUACCCCACGUGAUAGCAAUCGUCCAGUUUCCUCGAAGUCUACCAGUCGCCAUCUUGCUCCUGUAAAUACUAAAGGUUCAACUAGUCUAGCAGAGCAAAGACCAGCAUCUACCUCAUCCUAUAAUACCCGUAUGAGAAUUCAAGAAAGAUUUCAACACCUCAAUAGACAGUUUACAAUACAAGAACUUGGUACUGAUAACUUAGGGUCUGAAAGUGAAGAAGGUAUGCAAGAGCACCACAGUCCAGUUUGGUCGAGACAUAUUCCUUUUUUACCUCCCAUCACAGACAGUGCGGCUGUACCUGUAAAGGUCCAGCAUUUCCCUCCUAUCACCCGAGAUGACAGAAUGUUAACUGUAAAAGGUACUGUGAUGUCUGCAUCACAUCGUUUAGACACUAACACAAGGUCCAGUAAAACUUGGGUGAAUAUCUGAAACAAUUCACAAGUGAUGAGUAUAUCAGCAUUGUUUAUAGAAAUUGCACUAGGAUUUGUAGUGAGUAAUUACGUAUUGUUAGUAUUGUACAAAGUUGUGAACAUGUUAUCUAUGGUAUAUAGUCAUGGUUUUUAGUUUUGGGAAUAAUUAUUUGUAGCAGUUGCACAUUUGUGUGUCAACGUAGAGAUGUUACAGUAAGUUGUCUUUGUCGUCAUUGUCAGUAAUUUUUGGUGUUAGAAAUGUUCUUUUUUUUUUUGCUAGUCUUAUUCUUAACAAGGGAGUUUUCAUCCUGUCAGCAAGAACAUUCAGUGAGUAAGUUUUUAUUUAGCAUUGGUUGCCAUAAGCAGUUCUGAAGAGAAACUUAAUCUCAUAUUAAGACUAUGCUAAGUAUUAUUAAGGAUGUCAGGUAAGAUAAUUAAUCUGAAAAAUUAUGACUUGUAAACAGUCUAUAGGCUCAGGACUAGUCAUUGGAGUCAGCAUCUUGAGAACACCUACAGUAGUAUCAUUAUAAAUUAGUUAGAGGACAGCAGCAGAUCUAGCAAAAGCCCUUUGAGGCUGUGGAUUAAUUUCAAGUAGUUGUAGUUAUGCAAGGAGAUAAAAUUAAUUUUUUAAUGAAACCAAAGCCGACUAUAUUAAAAAAAAUUUGAUCAGUUUUCUUAAUGUGAUGAUGGUGAGGCUUAAUUUUAGACAUGCAGUAGUACAAGCACUUUUUAACCAGACCAAGUUUUUCGGUUACUGUUGCAAGUUAUCUACAGAUUCAUUAAAAUGUCCAUUUGUUCCUACACAAAUACAAACCUUCAUUCUUGACAUAGGAUUUAGCAUGGGAAUGUGAGUUUGAACAGCCAUCUAACUUUCAGACAAGGUCAUUAACAAUUGACAGGUGAGGGGAAGUCCCACCUACCUGUCAGUAUGCAUUCCACUUUGCUUCUGGAUGCUGCCAUGUUUCAAGGUCAGCUAGACUGCCUGACUUUGCUGUUGCUUCCAUAUGAAAUUUCUUUUGUAUUCUAUGACAUCUUUUCUUUCUAUGACCUAUUUUUGCAGACUUGUAGAAUAAUAAAGAUGAGCCAAAUCCAUCAGUCAUUGCAGCCUUCCACCUCCCUUAUGAAGAAACUUAAGGUAUUCUUUCGCUGCCCAGGUAUGAAGUGCUGUGUCUGGCCAUCUGAACAAUGGGAGAAGUAUGCUAAGAAGAAGAAAAGAGAGAAGGUAUCUCUGGUGUAAUUAGAUUGUAAUACACUGCCAGUGCCUUGAAGGUCAUCUUUGGGAUUUUCCCUCCUCCUGCUGUUGCUACUAGUAAGGGAACAGUUUCCGCCUCACCAACUCCUACUGAGUAUUUAGUAGAGAGCCUUUGAGGGGGAGAGGAUGCCCAGUCCAGCAUAUUACUUGAGGCCUCCUUUCACAAUGAGGGAGAAUUUUCUUUCGGAGGACACCCUCUCUCAGGGCAAAAUUAAAAGUCUCUUAAUAACCCUACUCUUUCUAUGUGCAAUGGAAGCCAAGCAGCUCAGUGAGUUGUAACUCUCUCUGCUGGAUCACCCAAAGGUGAGUAAGGUAUUGCUUGUUACUGCUUCUACCAUGACCAUUAUGACUGAUUCAGGGUCUCCACUGGCCCCUGCUGGCUCCCACUUAUUCAGUGUCACUCUACAUCUCAUCAGUGAUAUGCUCAGAGGAGUUGUCUUCUUCAACUGUACGUGUGUUCCUCCUCCAUUUGCUCUCUUCAGUGCUGACCUUGGCUGUGCUCAGGAAGACGUCGAAGAAGAGGAGAAGGAAUUCAUCAUUGUUGACUUUGUCUUGUCAUUGAGUACUGUCACCUCUUAUUCUCUUUCUUCCAAAGCAAGUAAGUAGAGGAAGAAGAAGACUGCUCUAUUUCCCCACAGGAAGUCUUGUCAAGUUUCCUGUGGUCAAUCCUCUACAGUGAAGAGGUUUGAGGGGGCCCUUGCUAUGGGUACCACAAGUAUCACUGUAACUACCACCCAGAGUUCUCCAGACCCCUCUGUGUACCAAUACUGGCUCCAGUAGUACCCUUACCAGGGCUGGCCAGGGUACAUGAUCUUUGGACCAGGGCCUGUUUGCCAGCAAGGCACAGCAAGAAAAGAUGAAAUGAGAACAUGCAGGUGCUCUUUCAUCCCCCACCCUCUCUUCAAAGAGAGAGUAGCAUGAGGAGGUCCCCUGCUCAGUCUUCCUGGCCUAUAAAAGCUUCAGCUUCUCGGAAGACUGGGACAGCCCCUUACCCUGUUUGCAUGAGUGGGACCACUCUCCCCAACCUGUGUGGAUGUUGUCACCUCUUGUUGAAGGCUGCCCACGGCUUUGCUUACUUGGCAACGUUUCAGUCUUCACCCAGCUGGGCAAGGGUGCUCAUGGUCUUCCACCUAUCUCCUCUACCUCUUCAGGGUUUACUGGGAACCAGGAUAUUGACAGGGCUAUGGUUCAGAACCAAGACAGUUCUCAGUCCCAUCCCAACCCCACCAAGGAGGCUUGCAUUCCUGGGAUAGUACUCGGGCCAGGAAGGUGUCAUCCCCAGUUGGACAUAUUUACCAGUCGGUUAAGAGAGAUCCCAGAUUUCCUCCCACUAAUAGGUAUGUCUCCUAUGUAAAGAAUGAAGGUUUGUUUUUGCAUAGGAACAAAUAGCAAAGUUUUUCAAAGUAAUUUGUCUUUUUCCUCUAACUUACAAACCUAAAGUACUUUGCAUUAAUGGCCCACCUCAGACAACCCAUCUGGCACUUGGGCCAAAAGGCAAAGUGAAGUGCAUACCAACAGGUGGCUGGGACUUCCCACUAACUGUCAAUAUAGUUAACAACCUUGUCUGAAAGUUAAAUAGCCUUUCCAGCAUGCAAUUGCAAGCUAAAUUCUAUGUCAAGAACUUUUGGUUUGUAUGUUAGGUAAAAUGGAAAUUCUGUACUUGGAAUUAAAAGCCCAAAAAUGGAUGUGAGUUUAAAGGUCAUUAGAAAGGUCUUGCAGGUAUUUACCAUUGUACUCUUUCAUUCAUUAGUUCUAAAAAUAGACUUUAAUGAUACAUACUGACAUCAACAGAUUAGUACAAAUUAGCAUUACACUUAUUCUACAAGUGUGUGAUGCUCAUGGAAAUAAUAACUUAACUGUCAUGUAACAAUUUAAUUUUAUUAGGCUCUUAGUUGAACUGCAGCUUUUUUUAGCAUUUUAUGCCAUUGGUAGGGGAAUAAGGUAAAACUCUGGAUCUUUAUAUACAGUAACUAAAAUUUUAGGUAUGUGAUCUUUAAAAUGUUAUAAAUCUGACCACCAUUAGGAACAAAAAUACACAGUUUCUGCAUUUUUUUUAAUUAUGUAAAUUUCUGUAUGGUGAAUUUAAAUGGGCCUUUUACUCCAGUGAUCUAAAACUUCAUACAGUGCAAGUUCUUGCAGGGUUACUCUGGAAUCCAGACAGCUAAAAGAUUCAUUCUAUAUUGUCAUUUUUUUGGCCAUUAAGGUUUUAAUAUGUCAUAUUUUGACUGCUAUUUGUCCUUUUUUCAUUAAAUAUUACGCACUUUCAACAUUUUCAGGUGCUGAACAGUAAAAUUGUACAAUACAGCACAGAUAUUUUGAAAAUACCAGGGGUUUAAUAACUUGUAUAGGGCUUUCUCUUUAAAUGACUAGCAUCUUGGCACUGUAUAUCCUUUUGUAUUGGUAUUAAUGUUUAUGCACCGUAAGUCUUUUAUAAUGUUCACCUGACUAAGCCUUGUCAGUUGUAAGUGCAUUAUUCAGUGCCCCAACUUAGUGUUAUUUU
Messenger RNA from Macrobrachium nipponense, 6443 nucleotides. RefSeq lists its product as uncharacterized. NCBI's taxonomy places the organism in Eukaryota, Metazoa, Arthropoda, Malacostraca, Decapoda, Palaemonidae. The record is from RefSeq and is a predicted model, not a curated record. Bases 857 to 2710 code for a protein of 617 amino acids. The transcript has 8 exons.